Messenger RNA from Aphanomyces astaci, 255 nucleotides. RefSeq lists its product as hypothetical. NCBI's taxonomy places the organism in Eukaryota, Oomycota, Saprolegniomycetes, Saprolegniales, Verrucalvaceae. The record is from RefSeq and is a predicted model, not a curated record. The transcript has 2 exons. Bases 1 to 255 code for a protein of 84 amino acids.
AUGACUGAAGCCAAGACGCAGGACGCACCAACGUGCCACCUUGGAAACAUGAUUUCUAAUGAUGUAGGCGGGAAGAAGCAUAAGGCAGCGGCAAAGAAACCUGGGAUGAAGAAGGCAGCAAUGUUUCAGUGCGUCCAAGACAACCUCGCGGAGAUCACGGAGAUCAAGGCGGAACUGGAUAAACUCGCGCAGGAGCGGCGAUUCAUGUGUCGAGACGAGUCCAUUGUACACGUGCUGCAUCUCUCCAAGCAGUAA